This is a messenger RNA of Phalaenopsis equestris, 2019 nucleotides long. Its product is annotated as nucleotide pyrophosphatase/phosphodiesterase. Lineage: Eukaryota; Viridiplantae; Streptophyta; Magnoliopsida; Asparagales; Orchidaceae. Gene Ontology annotation, molecular function: metal ion binding; acid phosphatase activity. The record is from RefSeq and is a predicted model, not a curated record. The transcript has 13 exons. The coding region runs from base 37 to 1995 and encodes 652 amino acids.
CGAUAAUGGCGGCGGCUGUAGCGGUGUAUUGGGUUUAUGAAGGGUGGCGCAGAUCUCCGGCGUGGUGCUCAUUUCACAGAUUUCGUAAGAAGUGAGAAAGUACUGAAGAUGAAGGACCCGGCAGGGCAGCUCCUCGUACGCCUCGCGCUGGUGGUGACGGCGGUGGAAGCCUUUGCCGGAGCUGCCACCGCUGUUGGAGUUGGGGCAAAGUUCGCCGGAAUUCAGCCUCUAUCGAAGAUUGCAAUUCACGCGGCGUCGCUGGAGCUUGACAGUUCAGCCAUCAUCAAAGCUUCGCCCAGUGUGCUUGGCCUCCAGAAUAAAGAUACUGAAUGGAUAAAUAUAGAGCUUCAGAGUCCAAACCCCGCCUCUGAUGAUUGGGUUGGAGUGUUCUCGCCAGCUAAGUUCAAUGCAUCUACUUGUCCAAUUGAAGUCGGCAAUAGUAGAGAAGAAGCUCCAUUGAUUUGUUCAUCGCCAAUCAAGUACCAAUUUGCAAAUUAUUCAAAUUCUGAGUCUAAGUACACAAAGAAUGGGAAGACAACUCUGAGAUUCCUACUGAUCAAUCAGCGUUCUGAUUUUUCAUUUGCAUUGUUCAGUGGUGGCCUUGCAAAUCCAAAACUCAUUGCAGUUUCAAAUACUGUUUCAUUUGCAAAUCCAAAGGCACCACUCUAUCCAAGGCUGGCACAUGGAAAAUUUUGGAAUGAAAUGAGUAUAACAUGGACUAGUGGGUAUAAUAUAGAUGAUGCCGUGCCCUUCGUUCAAUGGGGUCCAAAGGGUGGCCUUCAGACAAGAUCCCCAGCUGGAACAUUAACAUUCAGUCGCAACGACAUGUGUGGUUCUCCAGCAAGAUCAUUUGGAUGGAGAAAUCCUGGUUACAUCCACACUAGUUUUCUGAAAGAAUUAUGGCCAAACACAAUGUAUAGUUACAAGCUUGGCCAUCAACUAUUCAACGGAAGUUAUGUAUGGAGCAAGGUUUAUUCAUUCCAAGCGUCGCCUUAUCCUGGGCAGGAUUCUUUGCAACGUGUCAUCAUUUUCGGCGAUAUGGGAAAGGCAGAGCGAGAUGGUUCUAAUGAGUUUAACAAUUACCAGCCAGGCUCAUUGAACACCACCGACCAACUAAUCAAUGAUUUGAAUAAUAUUGAUAUUGUCUUCCACAUUGGAGAUAUAACAUACGCAAAUGGAUAUUUAUCUCAGUGGGAUCAGUUUACUUCACAAAUAGAGCCCAUAGCAUCUACAGUUCCUUAUAUGAUUGCAAGUGGUAAUCAUGAACGUGAUUGGCCAAAUACAGGUUCAUUUUAUAAUAGCAUGGAUUCUGGAGGAGAGUGUGGUGUUUUGGCUGAAACCAUGUUCUAUGUUCCAUCUGAUAAUAGAGCCAAGUUCUGGUAUUCGACCGAUUUCGGCACGUUUAGAUUCUGCAUAGCAGACACGGAGCAUGAUUGGAGGAGAGGCACUGCGCAAUAUGAGUUCAUAGAACAUUGCUUGUCAACUGCAGACCGCCAAAAACAGCCAUGGCUGAUCUUCGCGGCUCAUCGAGUCCUCGGAUACUCGUCCGAUUUCUGGUACGCAAAGGAAGGCACAUUUGCAGAACCAAUGGGACGAGAAAGCCUUGAACAUCUAUGGCAGAAGUAUCGAGUCGACAUCGCAUUCUUCGGCCAUGUUCACAAUUACGAAAGAACAUGCCCAAUUUAUCAGAGUCAAUGUGUUAAUAACGAAAAAUCGAAUUACAUCGGCACAAUGAACGGAACAAUCCAUGUGGUUGUAGGAGGUGGAGGAAGCCAUCUCUCAGAAUUUAGCAGUGUGGAGACUGCUUGGAGCUUAUAUAAAGACUAUGAUUAUGGGUUUGUUAAGCUCACUGCUCACAAUCAUUCCUCUCUUCUAUUAGAGUACAAGAAGAGUAGUGAUGGAAGGGUAUAUGAUUCCUUCACUAUUUCAAGGGAUUAUAGGGAUGUUUUGGCUUGUGUUCAUGGUAGUUGCUCACCAACAACAUUGGCUUCAUAGAAGCAAUAAAAUAAAAUAAAUAAA